Molecule: messenger RNA, 633 nt
Organism: Ricinus communis (castor bean)
Lineage: Eukaryota; Viridiplantae; Streptophyta; Magnoliopsida; Malpighiales; Euphorbiaceae
Product: heavy metal-associated isoprenylated plant protein 19
Exons: 3
Coding region: 1-396 (131 amino acids)
Molecular function (GO): metal ion binding
Source: RefSeq, a predicted model, not a curated record
AUGGGAAAGGAAAAGAAAAAUGAGGAUCUCAAAGCAACAGAGAUAGAACUCAAAGUGUCCAUGUACUGUAAUGCAUGUGAAAGAAGUGUGGCCAAAGCCAUUUCCAAGUUCAAAGGAGUGGAGACAUUUACAACAGACAUGAACAGACAUAGAGUAGUGGUUACAGGACAUAUCAAUCCACACAAACUUUUGAAGAAACUAAAGAAGAAGACAAGGAAGAGAGUUGAGAUUAUAGGAAAGAAUAAUGAAGAGGAAGAGACACAGACAGAUAAUCAUAACAUAGCAGUAGCACCACCACCACCACCACCGCAACAGUUUUUCUUUGAUUUUAUUUGUAAAGAGGAAGUGUUUAUGAUGUUUAGUGAUGAGAACCCAAAUGCAUGUUCGAUUAUGUAGGCAUGAAUUUUUUGGAAAUCUUUCAUUUUUUUUGUCCUUGUGCUCUUUUAAAUCAACCUCAACCCCGACAGCCGAACAGAAAUCCACAGUCAUCGAAGAAUAAGUCGGAUUUAAGCCAGAAACAAGAUUAGUCCUCAUUCAAUGAUCUAAAAUUGGAAAUUACUUCGUCCUUCGAUUGGCUUGACACCGGAAAAUUAUUCGCCGGUCAAGCAAAGGUGUCGGGUUUUCCUUUUCCUC